CUACAGACGGAGUUCACUCAAAGAAUGAUCUGUAGCAGUGAGAGGUUGUGGCGGCCCCAUCAGUAGCUGUCACCACGGCGGGGGACCUUCGGACCUCCGUCUGCAGGGUUGUCAUCUACCUCCAAAGGGACAUGUCCGGGGACAGCUGCCUGCCCCAGCAUCACACCCUGUCCCACUCCACCUCCUCAGCCCCUCUUCUGGCGUGUCCCAAGACCAAGACCUGCAGUUACCGAGGAGCGGUGGGCCUGGGCAACAAGUAUGUCCGGAUCAACGUUGGCGGGACCCUGUUUUACACCACACUGCAAGUGCUGACCAGGCUCGACUCCAUGCUGAAAGCCAUGUUCAGUGGAAAGAAAGAAGUGUUCAUUGAUAAAGACGGUUGGAUCCUGAUCGACCGCAAUGGGAAACACUUUGGCAGCAUCCUGUGCUUCCUGCGCGACGGCACAGUCUCCUUACCCAAAGGCCGUCAGGCUGUCCAGGAGCUACUGGCUGAGGCAAAGUAUUACCUCGCCCAAGGCCUGGUGGAGCUGUGUGAAAACUCCCUGCAG
Messenger RNA from Notothenia coriiceps (black rockcod), 548 nucleotides. Its product is annotated as BTB/POZ domain-containing adapter for CUL3-mediated RhoA degradation protein 2. The record is from RefSeq and is a predicted model, not a curated record. Gene Ontology annotation, biological process: proteasome-mediated ubiquitin-dependent protein catabolic process; protein homooligomerization; negative regulation of Rho protein signal transduction. The annotation marks the transcript as partial. Gene Ontology annotation, cellular component: Cul3-RING ubiquitin ligase complex. Gene Ontology annotation, molecular function: ubiquitin-protein transferase activity; protein binding. The transcript has 3 exons. NCBI's taxonomy places the organism in Eukaryota, Metazoa, Chordata, Actinopteri, Perciformes, Nototheniidae.